Acaulospora morrowiae is the source of this 1224-nucleotide messenger RNA. Lineage: Eukaryota; Fungi; Glomeromycota; Glomeromycetes; Diversisporales; Acaulosporaceae. The record is from the annotation of a GenBank genome assembly.
AUGGCGUUACAAUUAGACGGCAACAUCAAGAAUUAUAAUUUCGUUCGGUCAGCCGAGACAAAAGGUGAAGUUGAAAUCCAAGAUUCCGUGUCUCACGAUGUUUUAUUCAAGAAGAUUAGGCAAAUGUCUACCGAAGCUUAUCAUUCUCAAAUAAUCGAUCCAAUACCCGAAGUUAUCCUUGUCGAAGUAGAAGGAAGAAGUUCGAAAGAUAAGUUAAAGAAAGUCAAGCUGUAUCAGCCCGACGAUGUCCUUGAAUUAAAAGACACCGGAAUAUUGGGAUUCGAACAUAAAUUUACAUGGGAGGGAGAAGUUUAUGUCUGGAGGAGACGAAAUCUAGGGUUUUCCAGAGAGAUAGAAUGUAAAAUGGUACACGGCGACGAUCCAGGUAUAGGAGUCGCCAUCUUUAAACCCGAGAAAAAGACUAUCGGACACAUGACCAUAAUGUACUAUAACCUAGAGCGAAUUGGGGUGGAGGAUAAACGUGGAUUGGAAUAUGUUUUAUUGAUAACCAUGUUCUCAUUCUUGGACAAGUCGGAGGAUGAAAAUUCUGGUAAAAAAAAAAAUGAAGUGGUUGAUGAUUCCAAUGUGGUGAUAAAAGACGAAUCAAAAGAGAACAAGAAGAAAAAGUGGAAAAGAGAGAAAAAAAGAAAAUCAUCGGAAAGUAAAGAAGCGACAGAGAAAAGGUUGGCCGAAGAGAAGAAACGAGAAAUGGAAAAGAAGGAAGAGGAAGAAAGAUUACGCGCGCAGGAGGUCAAACAACAGGAAACACUAAGAAUAUUGAAACAAGAAAAGGAAGAUCAAGAAUAUGCGAGAAAAUUGUUGGUAGAAGAAGACAGAAUAUCGUCAACCUAUAAUCCGAGAGACAUUUCUCACAAUUCACCAUCCUCCUCGGCAAAUCCAAAAUUUCGAAAUGGCGGUUUCCAUAAUUCAACAUAUGUGGAACACCAAAUGCCAUCCUCUUCACCGGCAAAUCAACAACCUCGAAACGGUGAUUUUCAUAAUUCAACAUAUAUGGAACGCCAGAUGCCAUCCUCCUCAUUAACGGAUAGUCGAAAUGCCGAUUCAACGGGAACGGUAUAUCCUUCAGAAACCGGUUAUAGCAAUACAUACUAUGAUAACCCUGUCACAAGCACCAAACUCAACUCUGAAGACUCCAAACCUGUGACACCGAUUCCAAAGCGGAAAAAGAAACCCAGAGAGUAUAAGAACGAAUACGGAUGGUAA